UCGUACGAGCUUUCUUUUCUAGCCUCGCAAGUUUGCUGCCUAAACUAAGAAUGUUUGCCGUGCCUUCGUCCCGGGCCCCGCUAGCUAUAACCCCUCCGCUUGCUAAAAUUGCGUCAUCCCCGCGCCAAACUCCCCCAAUCCUCGCUAGCUCCUUGCUAUUUUUCCCCUACUCCCCGUCGCUAGGGAGUGUGCCCCGCGCUCUGAUCGAACACGAAUCUUUUAGGCGCUACUUCCACACCUAUCCACCUCCAUUCCAUCUCUGAAUUCCAGUAUCAACGUCACUGGUAUCUACCCAUCAUUCCCCAUCACCACCACGUACCAGACCCCUCUGAAUCCAGGCCUAUUUUCAUUAUUUGUUGGACAAUUCCAUUCUACCGCUAGCUAAGCUAGCGUCAAACUAUCCACAUCCUUGCCAGCACACAGAUCAUGGUAUCGAAGUCCGCAGGCUACUUUCUAGCCUACACGGCAUUAAGCAUUGCCCUUUUCGGGUGGUCUAUAGAAGACUCCCUCCGCAACUCGGUUAACUUCAAUAUCUUUCUCAUCGAGCUCACCGACGGGUUCAAGCUAGGAGUGCUUAUCAACUUCAUCGUGUUCCUCUUCAUCAGCAUCGACAAGGCACUCCAGUUGAUCCUCUUUGGAGAACUUCGGAUCAUCGAAACAGAGCAUUUGAUCGAGAAAAUGCCCUACUUUGCCUUCAACUUGUUCUUCAAUUUUGCGACCAACGACAGCAACCACUUGUUAACCAUCAUCUUGGUGGGCAUGUCCAUCAGCUUCAAAAUCUUCCAUGUGAUCUUGUUCGACCGCUUGGACUUCGUCAACAUGAAAAUCAUGAACAACUCCUCCGGCACCAAGUUUCAGUUGUUGCGCAAGUACUUGACGAACUUCAACUUCUGGCUUAACUUGAUUUUCAUCGUCUUGGACUUCGCUAUCGCCAAGUUCUUGGUGUACGAUGUCAUCCAAGGCAUCAACUCGGUCACCUGCCUUCUUUUUGGGUUCCAGUUUGCGGUCCAAGGAGUGGAAGCCUUGACCUACUACUCUAAGUUGUUGUUGAAUGUAUUUGAGCUAGUCUACUUCCGGGACUCGGAGGAAGAAGAAGACGACCCAGUCAAUUUGGAUGCCGACGAAGACGACGACGACAACGAGUUGAGAGUAUGGGAAAACAAACCCUACUUUAGCAAGGGCAUUGACAUUGCAUCUGAGUCGUUGAAAGCAAUCUCCUACCUUUGUUUUAUCUACCUCUUGACAGUUUAUUCCGAAUUGUCAUUACCCUUGGCCAUGCUCCAAGGAACUUAUUCCUCCUUGAGGCAAGCAUACACUGAGGUCAAGCAGUUGAUGGCCUUCAUCGAAUCCUCCAAAAGAUUGGACAGUCAAUUACCCACAGCCACCAAAGAGGACUUGGAUGCUUCCGAUAAUCUUUGCAUAAUUUGCCGGGAGGACAUGUACUCGCCAGAGCUGUACCAGGCCGCUUUUAAAAAGCCAUUGGCGUCCAGAAAAUGCCCCAAGAAAUUGAUUUGUGGCCACAUCUUGCAUAUGGGAUGCUUAAAGGAAUGGCUAGAAAGAUCUGACAGCUGUCCUAUGUGUAGAAGGAAAGUUUUCGAAGGCCCCAAUCCAGAAUCCGCUCCUCAAGACGAUACCCGUGCUGCUCCCACUGAAACACCAGCUACAAAUACACCCACCAAUACCCAGCCACCAUUCAAUCACCCAGUGGAAGAACUUGAAAGAAGAUUGGAGGAGUUCACCAACUUGAUCCACAGAAGAGAGAGAACACUCGACGACCAUCAACCCACGCCAACACAGCAACAGAAUACUUCUUCUCUCGAGUCAACAGAGAAUGCACCCGCUGAAGGAACCAGUGCAUCUUCCCAAACGCCAGCAUACCAAACGAUCAGGCUCCCCUCCAACGCCGUCCUCCCGCCAAAUUGGAUCAUAUUGCCUCUCGAAAAACAAAGCACCUCUGAGGUCCUGGCUGCUGGUAGUCAGGCCGGGUACAGAGUGAAUUUUUCCACCAAACACCAGGGUACAUUGCAAGUCAAGCCCAAGGAGCGCAACUCGGAGUUAACCUUGAUCAGGCCAUCAUAGGAAAGAUUAUAGAAAUGUCACAGUGACAGACUGAUGAAAAAAACUAGCUGAAAAUUGACAAUUACAGGAAUAAAUUAAUGGGUUGACUCUUGGUUUCGGGGUAGUGUAGAUCAAAGGUUCUCCAAUCGCUGCCAUUGGCUUAUCCAACUCGUGAUUGGGGUGUACGAAUAAUGAUCAACUGAUCUAGGAACGAUACGUGAAAUAUUGAUCUAUAGAAACUUUUAUGAGUCUACAAACUGCAGAGUAUGUUGUGUAGGAACACUUAUAAUGAACGAUAAUUAUGAAAUAAAAAUCGGGACCAAUUAAUAAUUGUCCG
Suhomyces tanzawaensis NRRL Y-17324 is the source of this 2395-nucleotide messenger RNA. RefSeq names its product E3 ubiquitin-protein ligase. Gene Ontology annotation, cellular component: cytoplasm. Bases 427 to 2079 code for a protein of 550 amino acids. The record is from RefSeq and is a predicted model, not a curated record. NCBI's taxonomy places the organism in Eukaryota, Fungi, Ascomycota, Pichiomycetes, Serinales, Debaryomycetaceae. The transcript has a single exon. Gene Ontology annotation, molecular function: zinc ion binding.